GGUUUCUAGGCCUAAUGGUUUCCACUCAGACUCAAUCACACAACAAGUAAGAGAGAAAAAAAUAAUCUCCUACUUCUCUCUUUUCUCUUACUAAAAACAUUUGUUUGCUUAUCAUUAAAAAAGUCUUUCAUAAAAAAAGAAAACGAUAGCCAUGAUGAGUAAACGUUGCAGUCACCUCUUAAGUCUACUGUUCGUCUCUACUCUUCUGAGCUUCCCGUUCGUAACCAUAUCGGAGACGCCGUGUCCGUACCCUUGUUACCCUCCUCCAACUGGAGGUGGCUCAACUCAACCGGCCGGUUAUUACCCUCCUCCAACCGGUUAUUAUCCUCCUCCAACCGGUUAUUACCCUCCUCCAACUGGAAAUGUACCGAAUUACCCUUCUCCACCGUACGUCGGAGGUGAUUCCGGUGGCGGAUAUUACGUUCCUCCACCGCCGGAUCCUAUCUUGCCUUACUUCCCGUUCUACUACAGAAAGCCUCCUCAUCAGACGGAUCAGUCAUCAUCUUCAUCUGUUUCUGUGGGAUCAACCGUCAAGAUUGUAACGGUGGCAAGUGUUCUUGCGUUGCUUUUGGUUAACGUCUAGUUUAUAAGUUAAAAUGAUUUUCCCUAGAUGAAACUUUAUGUUACUUCAUUACUAUAUAAGAAGUGCGCUGAUGCUAAAUGAUAUGCUUUUGUUAGUGUAAAGAUGAAUCAACAAAUUGGAGAAAGGGUUUAAACCUAUAGGCUUAUUAUUAGAACUUUAUUCGAUCCUACUUUUGCUUUUGCAUUAUUGUUAUGUUUAAUUAAAUGUAGUUUUUUUUAAAGAAAAUUACUUCAUGUUGUUA
Molecule: messenger RNA, 824 nt
Organism: Brassica oleracea var. oleracea
Lineage: Eukaryota; Viridiplantae; Streptophyta; Magnoliopsida; Brassicales; Brassicaceae
Product: postacrosomal sheath WW domain-binding protein
Exons: 1
Coding region: 152-583 (143 amino acids)
Source: RefSeq, a predicted model, not a curated record